Aquila chrysaetos chrysaetos is the source of this 1151-nucleotide messenger RNA. RefSeq names its product copper chaperone for superoxide dismutase (gene CCS). Bases 183 to 1109 code for a protein of 308 amino acids. The transcript has 7 exons. Gene Ontology annotation, molecular function: copper ion binding. The record is from RefSeq and is a predicted model, not a curated record. Lineage: Eukaryota; Metazoa; Chordata; Aves; Accipitriformes; Accipitridae. Gene Ontology annotation, biological process: removal of superoxide radicals.
CACCGGCCCCGGCGGGACCCUGCGGCCUACCGCUCUGUCGCCAUGGCGACGGCACGCCGGAAGUGGCUCUACCGCCAAAUCCCUCCGCACCCGGUUGAUCCACUUCCGGUCCGUCCCCAGUUAGGUCCGGCCGUCCCCCCGUGACCCCGCGGGUGGUUCCGGGGCGGGCGGAGUCCGCGGCCAUGGCGGCGCCGGGGCCGAGCGGGAGCAGCUGCCGGCUGGAGUUCGCGGUGCAGAUGCAGUGCCAGGGCUGCGCAGACGCCGUGCGGUCGGCGCUGCGGGAAGCCCCAGACGUGCGGCUGCUGGAGCUGCGGCUGGAGGCGCAGACGGUGCUGGUGGAGACGACGGCGGCGGCCGAGCGGGUGCGGGAGCUGCUGGAGAAGUCGGGGCGCCGGGCGGUGCUGAAGGGGAUGGGGGGCUCUGAUGACGGUAAGCGGGAUUUGGGGCUGUCGGGGAGGGGGGACACGUGCGCGGGAUUUGGGGUGCCGACACGUCUCCCCGCAGCGAACCUGGGGGCGGCGGUGGCGGCGCUUUCCGGCCCCGGUGCGGUGCGGGGCCUGGUGCGGUUCCUGCAGGUCUCGCCGACGCGGUGCCUGGUGGACGGCGCCGUCGAUGGGCUCCCGCCGGGUCCCCACGGGAUCCACGUCCACGAAUUCGGGGACCUCUCGCGCCCCUGCGACAGCUGCGGGGGCCACUUCAACCCCGACGGCGAGUGCCACGGGGGACCCCAGGACCAGCACCGGCACGUCGGGGACCUGGGGAACAUCUGGGCUGAUGCUGAAGGCAAAGCCAGCUUCCGCAUGGAGGACUCGCGCCUGAAGGUCUGGGACAUCAUCGGGCGCUCAGUGGUGGUGGAUGCAGGCGAGGACGACCUGGGCCGGGGCUCCCACCCGCUGUCCCGGGUGACGGGGAACUCGGGGCCGGGGCUGGCCUGCGGCGUGGUGGCCCGCGCAGCCGGGCUCUUCCAGAACCCCAAGCGGGUCUGCUCCUGCGACGGCGUGACCCUGUGGGAGGAGAGGGACCGGACCACGGCAGCCCCCGGCCCCACGGCGGCGCCCGGCCCCGCGGCAGCUUCCAGCCCCACGGCAGCCCCGGCCCCCCACCUCUAGGAGCCGCCCCCGGGACAGCAAUAAACGAUAACUCGCUCUGCA